AUGGCAUCGCUCUUUGAAGAGCGCUCUAUAUGCAACGAGGAGACAAAUUGGGUAAACGUACUUCGAACAGUCCUAAUUGGACUUCGAACAACCUACAAAGAAGACAUUAAAGCGUCCGCAGCCGAAAUGCGCUAUGGAACGAGUUUAACCAUACCUGGUGAGUUCUUUGUUAACCAAGACACUUUCUCUGACCCACAGAUAUUCGUUCAAAAACAUCGAGAGGUCAUGCACAAGUUUCGUGCAUCUACGACAUCAAAUCAUGCCAUCAACACAAAAUUGUUCGUUUCACCUGACCUGUACCUACAAAUCUUCACAUGUUUUUCUUUGAUGAGAUUGCGUUUGGAACAACCAUACUCUGGUCCUCAUCCUGUAAUAAAAAGAAUUAACGAUCUUCACGCAUAUGAACGGAUUUUAAAAUUAUCAACAGUACGUCUAAAACCAGCAUACAUCUCACCCGGAAACAGCACAGCCCAAAAACCAAGUCGUCCAACAUCAAGCGAUGAUCAUCAAACACUGAGUCAAGUCCAAUUAAACCAGCUUUCCACAACAAAGAUUUGGUCAAUUUUAAAGAAAAAUUAA
This is a messenger RNA of Eupeodes corollae, 579 nucleotides long. RefSeq lists its product as uncharacterized. Lineage: Eukaryota; Metazoa; Arthropoda; Insecta; Diptera; Syrphidae. The record is from RefSeq and is a predicted model, not a curated record. The transcript has a single exon. The coding region runs from base 1 to 579 and encodes 192 amino acids.